Verticillium alfalfae VaMs.102 is the source of this 1008-nucleotide messenger RNA. RefSeq lists its product as hypothetical. NCBI's taxonomy places the organism in Eukaryota, Fungi, Ascomycota, Sordariomycetes, Glomerellales, Plectosphaerellaceae. Gene Ontology annotation, cellular component: TRAPPIII protein complex. The transcript is spliced from 2 exons. The record is from RefSeq and is a predicted model, not a curated record. The coding region runs from base 1 to 1008 and encodes 335 amino acids.
AUGAGCCACCAACGCUACCCGUCCCACGAUCCCAUCAAGGAGCCGCACUCCAUCUCCCUCAAAGUCCUCCGCACCCCACCAAGCCCCGCUGGCGCCGGCCGCGCACGACGGAGCCACGAAUCCAGGCCUCGCUCGCCUACGCGCCCGACGCGCGGCCUCGACGAAACCCCGACCCCUUUCUCCUCGCGCCGAUCCUCAACCUCCCGCUGUCCUUCGGGCUCCGCCUACGUCGGCGAGCACUUCAGCUGCACCCUCUGCGCGAACCACGAACCGCCCGUGUCCACUGACGUCGCGGCAGCGCUGCCGACGAAGCGCAUCCGCGACGUCAGGAUCGACGCCGAGAUGAAGACGCCCGGCGCGCAAGGGUCCGUGCAGAAACUCCAGCUCACGGGCCGCGCGAGCGACUCGUCGUCGUCGUCAUCGUCGGACGCCGCGGCGACGACGACGGCGACGGCGACAGCGGACCUGGCGCCGGGCGAGACGCUGCAGCGCAUCGUGGGCUUCGACCUCAAGGACGAGGGGAACCACGUGCUCGCCGUGACGGUGAGCUACUACGAGGCCACCGAGACAUCGGGCCGCACGCGCACGUUUCGCAAGCUGUACCAGUUUAUAUGCAAGUCGUCGCUCAUUGUGCGGACCAAGGUCGGUAGCCUGCCGGGGACGCCGGGCGGCGCCGACGGCAGGGUGCGGCGGAAGUGGGUGCUCGAGGCGCAGCUCGAGAACUGCGCCGAGGAUGUUGUGCAGCUGGAGAGGGUCGAGCUGAACCUCGAGGGCGGGCUGGCGUACACGGACUGCAACUGGGGCCCCGCGGGGAAACCGGUCCUGCACCCGGGGGAGGUCGAGCAGGUCUGCUUCGUCGUGGAGGAGACGGCAGAGGGAGGAGGCCUCGAGCCGGGCGACGACGGGCGGAUCGUCUUCGGUGUGUUGGGCAUUGGGUGGCGAGGCGAGAUGGGCAAUAGGGGCUAUCUGUCGACGGGAAAGCUUGGUAUGAGGCCAGUGGCGGCAUGA